Molecule: messenger RNA, 771 nt
Organism: Neolamprologus brichardi
Lineage: Eukaryota; Metazoa; Chordata; Actinopteri; Cichliformes; Cichlidae
Product: mast cell protease 4-like
Biological process (GO): proteolysis
Molecular function (GO): serine-type endopeptidase activity
Source: RefSeq, a predicted model, not a curated record
AUGCACGCUCUGCAGAAACUUCUGUUCUUCCAUGUCUUCACAUGUCUCAGACAAGCUGGACAUGGGAGUUACAUCAUAAAGGGUAAAAAAGCUCCAGAGAACUCAUUGCUCUACAUGGCCUCAGUGCAGAGCAGCACCGGUCAUGUAUGUGGAGGAUUUCUCAUCACUGCAGACUUUGUGCUCACUGCUGCACACUGCGCCAAAGACAAUCCCACGCACGUUGUUCUCGCCACUCACAAUCUCAAGAAGUCCCAUCAAGAAAAAAUAACAAUUAAAAAGAAAUUCAAGCCCAACUUUUAUCAAACGGCUUGGCACGGUGAUGACAUCAUGCUCCUUAAACUUUCCAGGAAAGUUCAACUAAACAAGAGAGUAAAAAUAAUCCCACUGCCAUCUGCUAAAGUACAACUAAGAAAAAAUGAAGUGUGUCAGGUGUCUGGAUGGGGAAAAACUAUAACUGCUGGUGAAACUGUUAAUGAGCUGAGAGUGGUGGAUGUGCCUGUCAUCAACAUAAGGGUGUGUAAGGAACUGUGGCCUGGUCUUCCUGCUAAUGUAAUCUGCGCAGGUGGUUAUGGCACAGACAAAGGGUUCUGUCAGGGUGAUUCAGGCGGCCCGCUGGUGUGCAAAGGAAUCGCUGUUGGUGUCGUUUCCUUCAACAAAAACAGAAACUGUGACUAUCCUGAUGUACCCAACGUUUUUACAGACAUCUCAAAAUACCGCCUGUGGAUCAAAUCAAUUCUAAAAAACCCAAAUAGUGAUAAACAAAACCCAUAA